AUGGGCCUAAAUGACUCUUAUUCUCAUGCUCGCAGUCAAAUUCUUAUGAUGAAACCAUUACCAACAGUAAAUCAAGCUUAUGCUAUGCUCAUGAGUGAUGAAAGUAAGAGAUCUAUUGCAGCCACUGCUGGAGUAUUAGGAUCUGCUCCUAAUGUAAACACAAAUUCCUAUGACUCUACUGCUUUGUACAGUGCUAAGCCUAAUUACAAUCCAAAGUUUAGAAAAAAUUACAAAGUCCAAUGUGACUUUUGUAAAAUGAAAGGCCACAGUAAAGAAAACUGCUACAAAAUCAUAGGGUAUCCACAAGACUAUAAGACUAAAACGAAAGGGAGAGCUGGAGCAUACAAUGCUAUGAUAGAACCUAGUCAUGUUGUGCCUUUGCACACAAAUCAUGUCUCUCAGAACAGGGCAAUGACAUCUAUGCCAAUGCAACCUAUGCCUAUGUAUCAAGGCCAUCAGUAUGGGAGCCAAGUUCCUGAAGGAUUACAGGGUCAAGGGAUUUCAAGCACUCAGAAUCAGGAAGGUACUUCCUCUUCACAAUCUCAGGGAUCAGCAAAUACUGCUCCACAAGGUGGUGGUUUUCCCUUUACCAAGGAACAAUAUGAUCAGAUAAUGCAUAUUCUGAACAGUAGCCAAUCUCCUCCUACUCAAGCAAAUGCAGCAGGUAUUGACACUGCCCUGUUAGGUUACACUAACUCACAAGAACAAGAAUGGAUCAUUGAUACAUGUGCAACAAAUCAUAUGGUGUCAGAUGAUAUCUUCAGUGGCAAGGUGAGGGAGAUUGGUAGGGAAAGAGAUGUCCUAUACUUUCUGCAGAAUCAUGGGGCCAAGAAGCUCACUGCAGUUGCUCUAGUUGCAGUUGGAAUAAAGCUGCCAUUUUCUACUAGUUGUGUUAAGAGCAGUGAUGCAUUUGAUCUAAUUCAUAUGGAUGUUUGGGGUCCUUACAAGUAUGCAACUUUUGAUGGAAAAUUUAACAAAACCUUGAAGGUAGUCAGAUCUGAUAAUGAAUCUGAAUUUGUUAACUCUGUAUGCACCACCUUAUUUCAGAAAUAUGGCAUUAUCCAUCAGAAGACCUGUGUUUAUACCCCUCAGCAGAAUGGAGUUGCUGAGAGGAAACACAGACAUAUCCUGGAGGUGACUAGAGCCUUAAGAUUUCAGGCCAAUAUUCCUAUUAAGUACUGGGGUCAUUGUGUUCUUGCAGCAGUAUAUAUUAUUAACAGGAUGUCAUCUUCUGUACUCAAUGGUUUAUCUCCCUUUGAGUUGUUGUAUGGCAGAGCACCCAUUGUGGACCAUUUGAGAGCGCUUGGCUGUCUGUGUUAUGCCAAACAGAUUCAGGAGACAGAAAAACUUCUUCGUAGGGCUAAACCUACAGUCCUUAUGUUGUUUUCUGAUACUCAAAAUGGCUACAUUUUGGAAGAUGUUUUCCCUUUCAAGGACUCUCCUGUAGCUAUACCACCUGUGUUCUUGCCCCCUGAGCCUUCUAUUGUUGAUACUGAGUUCACUUCACCUCCUUCUUCUAGUGAUUCUGGCAAUACAGCUAAAAGAUUAGAACAUGACUUAUCUCUACAACACCACUCAUCAUCAAAAGCAGUUCCAGCAACCUUGCCUUCUUAG
Molecule: messenger RNA, 1614 nt
Organism: Nicotiana attenuata
Lineage: Eukaryota; Viridiplantae; Streptophyta; Magnoliopsida; Solanales; Solanaceae
Exons: 5
Coding region: 1-1614 (537 amino acids)
Biological process (GO): DNA integration
Molecular function (GO): nucleic acid binding
Source: RefSeq, a predicted model, not a curated record